This is a messenger RNA of Fopius arisanus, 4377 nucleotides long. RefSeq lists its product as uncharacterized. The coding region runs from base 1 to 4377 and encodes 1458 amino acids. The record is from RefSeq and is a predicted model, not a curated record. Lineage: Eukaryota; Metazoa; Arthropoda; Insecta; Hymenoptera; Braconidae. The transcript has 6 exons.
AUGGCAUCUUUCGAGGCAACCAUUAGCCUGAAUCAAUCUCCUUCGGCGUUCAUUGAACGCAUUUACAAGGAGUUGCUCACAGAAGAGGCGAAAAGCCUUACAAUCUCCAAUCUCCAGAGCAAGCUGGACAUUCUGGAGACUUAUUGGGAGAAAUUUGAAAGCACCCACGAGAAGCUCAUAGCAAGCAGCGGCAAGAUUGAAGGUGUCCUUGAAUUGCCGUACUUCAAGGACAAAUGCUUCGACUUCACGAUCGGGUUUUAUCACGAAGCUCGCGGUACGUUGAAUCAGCUCAUUGACAAAAAGGGGGUCUCAGACUCAUCUCGUCGGUCUCUCGCAUCUGGUACAGCUCAACCGACUUACUCAAAGCGUUAUCUCCCCGAGAUUUCGCUGCCUAAAUUCGGAGGGGCUUACGCGGAUUGGCGCUCUUUUCGCGAUCUUUUCGCAUCUUUGGUUGGCUCAAACACGGAUCUCUCUAACGUGGAGAAGAUGCAUUAUCUCCGCACAAGUCUCUCCGGAGAGUCAGCUCAGCGGAUCGCGGACUUGACAAUUUCGGAUGAGUCGUUCUCGAUCGCUUGGGACCAGCUCUUAUCUCGCUAUGAGAAUAAGCGACUACUCAUUUCAGCUCAUUUGGAGCAGCUUCUCAGUCCCCCAGCUAUGACAGCUCACAGCGCCAAGGAACUGAAUGCCCUUCUCACCACCGUCAGCGAAGCUCUGAAUGCUUUGGAAGCUCUGGGAUCUCCGACAGCUCAGUGGGAUCAGGUCAUCGUUCAUACGGUCUCUCAAAGGCUCAGCUCCAAGCUUCGUGAAGCCUGGGAGGUCAAGGUCGGCUCAUCAUCGGAGUAUCCUUCUUUCAAGGAUUUCAAGGAAUUCCUCACUGGGAGAGCACGUGCGAUGGAGAGUAUCGAGAUCAACUCGACUCCUCGUGCGACUACCACGAAGCCUUCCACGGUCAGCUCAUCUAGGCAAGCACCAUCUGCGAAGGUUCACCACGGCGCCGCUCAACCAACACAGAGGUCUAGACCCGCUCAAAGGUCCGCUCCAACGGGGAAGGUCACGUAUCCGUGCUCCACGUGUGAGGCGGAUCACUACCUCACGUCCUGCUCAUCCUUCCGUCAGCUCACCGUGCCAGCUCGUAGGGAGGUAGUAGAGAAGCCCUACCUCUGCUACAACUGCCUGGGACGACACUCGGUCAGGGACUGCAGGUCAAAGACCACCUGCCAGUACUGUGGGAAGCUCCACCACUCGAUGCUGCACAGCCAACCAUCGAAUCAGCCUGCACGUCCAGCUCAACAGAGGCAACAGACCAGCUCAGCUCCGCAGAAACCAGUUCCGGUGGUGCAUCAGGGGGAAAGGACUGAGGUCAAGGCUCAGCCUGCUGGUCCAACCCAACCUCCAUCCGUUCCUGCCAACCACAGCACGUCUUGGGCAGACCAGCUUGGGCUCUUUAGACUUAAGACUCAGCUACGAAUCUCGGGAAUUGGAGACGCGGCAUCUGGGCCGGCAUUAGGCAAGGUUCAGCUCACUAUACAGUCCACUCACUCUAACUUUCAACUCAGGGUCUCUGCCUAUGCUCUCGGCCAGCUCACCAACUCAUUACCGACAUUCUCAUCAAGUCAGCUCACAUGGGAUCAUCUGGAGGAACUCCAGCUCGCUGAUCCUGAUUUUCUCACACCAGCACCAAUUGAUAUCCUUCUUGGCGCUGAUGUCUAUGGGCAGCUCAUUUUACCGCAAGUCAUCACCAAUGGACCAAAUUCACCUUCAGCUCAGCUCACGCAGCUAGGGUGGAUCGUAUUCGGACCGACGGAAGGUCCUGGUACUACUCAAGAGGCAACUUCUCAUCUAGCGGUCACCAACGAUGAUCUCAAUGAACUGCUCACCAAAUUCUGGGUCCAGGAAGAGAUCCCUGGGACAUCAGAGGUUCAGCUCACCGAGGAAGAAGCUCAGUCGUUCCUCAAGGAAUACAAGGAAUUGGAUCACAUGCGGAGAGUACCCGGCUCAUCUAUCAGUUCAGCUCUUUCGGAUCAGCUCACAGGGGGCCGCAACGCCCCUGGGAUGACCUUGGCACAUGAAGUUUCGGCUUCAGGAGGGUUGAGGAUUCCAGGCGGUACGUGGUCUCCUCAGGCUCAGUCCACGCCGGAGUACUUCUUCCCUCAUCACGUAGUUCUCAGGGCAAGCAGUGAGACAACGAAGCUCAGAGUUGUUUUCAACGGUUCUAACAAGACCAGCUCAGGACAAUCGUUGAACGACAUCAUGCACACGGGUGAGAAGUUGCAGAAGGAUAUCUCGGAUGUACUUCUCUUUUCGCGGCGGAAACGGCUCAUUUUCAUGACAGACAUUACCAAGAUGUUUCGUCAAAUUCAAGUACAUCCGGAGGACUGGCCACUCCAACAAAUAUUUUGGAACGACUCAAACGGAGAUAUCGUCCCCUAUCAGCUCACCACGGUCACGUAUGGCACAAGGUCAGCUCCAUUUCUCUCCAUACGUGUGCUUCAUCAGCUCGUCGAGGAUGAAGGGUUGAAGUAUCCCCUCGCUGUGGAACCGCUCAUGAAAGGACGAUAUGUUGACGAUAUCUGCGGAGGUGCUGACUCAGAUGAAGAGCUACUCAGGACUGCUCACCAGGUGACACAGCUCUGUUUGUCAGGAGGCUUUCCAUUAGCCAAAUGGCACUCAAAUAGCCCCGCUCUACUCACAUCUCUUCGACCUGACAGCACCUCUCAAGAACAACGAUCCAUAGAGGACUCGCUCACCAAGAUUCUAGGGGUUUCUUGGCAUCCUGGAACGGACAAUUUCAAGUUUUCCGUCGCUCAACCUGAGACCAGCUCAAUAUCGAAGAGAAUCAUCUUAUCGGAAACGGCUCAACUCUUCGAUCCACUGGGCUUUCUAGCACCAGUGGUUGUACGAGCUAAGAUAUUGCUCCAGGCUCUAUGGGUCGAGAAACUGGGAUGGGACGAACCAGUCUCGCCGAUGACUGCUCACCGAUGGCGUCAGUUCAGGGAGGAACUCACACAGUUGUCAGAGGUCACCAUACCUCGGUGGCUUGGACUGCUCAAAGACUCAAUUGUGGAGGUACACGGAUUCUCUGAUGCCUCACAAGUGGCUAUGUCAACCGUGGUUUAUCUCAAAAUCUUCAACGGGGAUAAACAGGAUAUCACAUUGGUCUGCUCAAAAACGAAGGUCGCACCGCUCAAAAGGCUGACAAUUCCACGUCUCGAACUCACUGCAGCUCUUCUCCUUGCCAAACUGACCAAAUACGUCAAGGACCAGCUCAACCUCACGAACGCCACCACGUAUCUUUGGACGGACUCAUCGGUCACUCUCACCUGGAUCAGCUCUCAUUCAUCAAGGCUCACUGGAGUUUGGUCCCAGGCAAGGAGAAUCCUGCAGACUGUGCGUCUCGAGGUCUAUCAGCGCAUCAGCUGGUUGCUCAUAAGCUGUGGUGGACAGGGCCGCCAUGGCUUCAACAGGACAGCUCAUCAUGGCCCUCACGCCUUGGAAAAGGACCUUAACGUAGACCUCGAGGAGAAGCCAGGAGUUCUCUUACAUCUCAAGGCUCAACCAAUCGCUCUCUGGGAUCUCAUUGACAGAUUCUCUUCGCUCAACCGCCUGCUCAGGGUCACAGCAAUCUGUCGAAGAUUCAUCGCUCGGCUCAGGAAAGUCCCUCAUGCAUCUCUUCAGUACCCGCUCACUCUUGGUGAUCUGGAAGAGGCUCGGAUCCUCUGGAUCAAACUCACGCAGGCAGCUCACUUCAAGGAUCAGCUCAGAUCAAUCUCACGAGGGGAGAGGUUCAGUAAAUCUCACCCUCUCAUCAAGCUUACACCCUUCAUCGAUCACCAAGGGGUACUGAGAGUUGGCGGAAGGCUCAAGUUCGCUCAUAUUGGCCCAGAGAGCCGGAAUCAAGCUAUCAUUCCGAAGGAAUCUCGGCUGGCUCAACUGCUCAUAGGACAAGCUCACCUCAGGACACUCCACGAAGGCACACAGCUCACUUUGCGACAGCUCAGAAGCAGCUACUGGAUACUCGGAGGCCGGGCACCAAGAUCUAUGAGUAGAGGAAGAGAUGACCGUUCGGAAUUGGACUCCGCAUUACUGUGCAGUAAUAGCUGGUGUGGUCUGGAUGAGCUCCUCAAUACUGGAAUAAGACACAGAGCAAGUGAGCAGAUCAAACUGACUGCUGAAGUUGAGGGGCGUCUGAUGAGAAAUGUGUUGAGCUUGAGGUCGCCGAUGAGAACGAUUAAGGUGAAAAAGAGUGUAGUGCUUUUCUUGGAACAUUCUGCAUGUGCAAGCAGUCAGGCACAAUUGACAGCUGCGCGUUCCAAAGUCAUUGUAGCACAAAUAUCUAAGAGGACUGCUGACAAGAACGAGCAGAUGCCACCUGGUUAA